This is a messenger RNA of Microtus oregoni (creeping vole), 1791 nucleotides long. RefSeq names its product GTPase IMAP family member 4-like. Gene Ontology annotation, molecular function: GTP binding. The coding region runs from base 53 to 1042 and encodes 329 amino acids. The transcript is spliced from 3 exons. Lineage: Eukaryota; Metazoa; Chordata; Mammalia; Rodentia; Cricetidae. The record is from RefSeq and is a predicted model, not a curated record.
CUGCCUGGCAGAACACUGAAUCUUAACAAUAGACAAUAAAAGUCAAGUGACAAUGGCAGCCCAGGACCAUGGUGUGGGGUCCACAACCGGAAAGCCCAGGGCCAGCUAUGAGCUUGGAGACCAAGUCCAGGAAAAUUCCCAACUGAGAAUUGUCUUACUGGGAAAAACGGGAGCAGGAAAGAGUGCAACAGGGAACAGCAUCCUCGGGGAAAAGGUGUUUCAUUCUGGCAUUUGUGCAAAAUCCAUUACCAAGGUCUGUGAGAAAAGGGUGAGCACCUGGGGUGGGAGAGAGCUUGUUGUCGUGGAUACGCCUGGUGUUUUUGACACUGAGGUACCAAAUGUUGACACGCAAAAAGAGAUCGCUCGCUGUGUUGCCCUGACCUCCCCAGGGCCUCAUGCUCUACUCCUGGUGGUCCCAUUGGGACGUUACACCGUGGAAGAACAUAAGGCUACACAGAAGAUUCUAAGCAUGUAUGGAAAGAAGGCUAGAAGAUUCAUGAUUCUCUUGCUCACCAGGAAGGAUGAUUUGGAAGACACUGAUAUCCGUGAGUACUUAAAUUCAGCUCCUGAAGGCAUUCAAGAACUGAUCCGUAAGUUCGAGGGUCGUUACUGUUUGUUCAACAACAGAGCAUCAGGAGCUGAACAGGAGGACCAGAGGACACAGCUGUUGACCUUGGUCCAGCGCAUGGUGAUGGAAAAUGGAGGAAGAUGCUUUACCAACAAGAUGUACGGAAGUGCCGAGAAAGAGAUUCAGAAACAAACCCGGGAGAAGCAUGAGCUUUACAGACAGGAGUUGGAGAGAGAGCUAGCGCGGAUAAGAGAUGAGUAUGAAGAGCAGAUUAGAGACCUGAAAGAUCAGCUGGAGAGGGAGAGGAGAAAGGCACAGAUGGAGAGGGAGUUCACCAGAACAGAGGCUUACUACACAGAGAGACAGCAAAAUGCUAGGAGGGAAGUGGAGAACCAAAACACGAUACUUGAAAUGAUCUUAGAAAUGUGGAGGGUUGCUCGCUUUAUCAUCAGUCGGUUUAUGCAAGAUGACUAAGACCUGGUCUGUAAGACUAGACCUCAUCUGCUUUCUGCGUUUGUUCCUGAUAAUCCUGCCCACCCCUCACUGUCCAAAUGCUCUGCUUUCCAUCCUCCAGAACUAAGGAGUAAAAGGCACCUUUGGCAGUUGGCAGAUGUUCAAUUGACUUAGCAAAGAAACCGACCAAUCCUCUAGUACAGCUCAAAUCAGAUGUAUUAAUGCUCGCCACUCUUGCGUUCUUCCUCAGAGAAAGUCACCCAGGAGCCCCCAGGAGAUGACUGUAAGAUGUUCCCAUUCGUCCUCCUCUGGAUUCUCAACUAUAAUCUUCACUUGCAGCUUCUAUACACUGCUGCUCAGGUUUUUUGACAAGAGUCUUCUAUGUUCUACUAGAAGGUCAAUUCUUUGCAUGAGGUAAUCUUUAGGUGGAAAUAGAUGACCGUGCAGUUCUCAGUGAGUGUCAGUUUGUUUCGUUACAAACUCAAGUUGUUCCCUAUCCACCCUUUGAUGGCAAAGCAAAUCUUAUAAGUCAACUAACUCAGGAUGAGCACAAAUUAGCAAUUUAAUAGACGACACUGCAGUGUUCGGUAUGUCAGGUGUGCCUCUAGAAGCUCUCUGUCAACCUUCUAACCAGUUUGGUGAAGUCAGUUCUCUCCUUGAGAAUUGAUCUGAUUGGUCCAACCCCUCCCCGUACCCCAAUACAUCCAGCUUGUGUUGCUUCUGACCAGCCCAGCUAAUUUUCUUAUUGUUUUUAUAAUAAACUUUUCUAU